Molecule: messenger RNA, 1861 nt
Organism: Topomyia yanbarensis
Lineage: Eukaryota; Metazoa; Arthropoda; Insecta; Diptera; Culicidae
Exons: 11
Molecular function (GO): acyltransferase activity, transferring groups other than amino-acyl groups
Source: RefSeq, a predicted model, not a curated record
UGCGUGAUCCGCGGUUGGUUGUCGAUCUGAUUGUUCGAAAAUAGUGUAGUUUCGUGAAUGUAUUUCAAUGAAAAGACAAACUUUGGUCUCUUUCGUGACUUUUGUCGUCGUUCAGUGGUUUACCGUGACCAGUGGCUUUGAAAUCGAUGUGCAGUUCAACAUGCGCGAGUAUUGGAAAAUGCCGGAACUGUUUCAGUACGAAAGCAUCGAAGCCUGUUUCAGAUCAAAUCCGGCUGGGGUUUUCUGUGUUGUGAAAAGUGUGGUGAAACCUGACGGCCGAUCGUUGAUUUGGAGAACUAUUGAAAAAUAUUCACGAUACUCAUUUCAGCAUCAACAUAGUGUUCUGACCCGCGGAAUCUGUUUGGAGCAGUGUGAGGAAUUAGUGAGAAUGUUAUCCGAUCAGGAAAAGACUCAGUUUUUGCAGCCUAAGUUCGAUGUGCCGUAUAAGUACAUUGUUAAUGAUUGGAUGGUGCCAAAUAUCCACAAUUACAGACACCAGUAUGGUACGAUAGUGAAUAUAUGCCAAAACUACCGAAUACAGACUAAGUACAAUAUAAGCGUUUACUCGGAACUUGAGUAUUGCACUACUAAUUCGACUAGAAAAACCGAUUAUCUGGAUAUCGUAUUCUACGCAACCAUUCUAUUACUUUUGCUGUUCGCGCUCGCAUCUACCAUAUACGAUUCCCGGCAUGCGAAGGAUCCCAAUCACUAUCGAAUGCCUUUGAAGGGUAAAAAGACUAAACUGCUCACGGCGUUCUCCCUGAGACGAAACAUCAAUCGACUCACAUUCAAACCGAAGACGGAUCCAAUCCAGCAGGACCUGUGCUUUCUGGAUACUAUCCGUGUGUACGUAACGACCAUCAUCGCAUUCAGUCACGUGAUUAUAGGACUGGGGGUGACUCCCAGCCAGAAUCCGGAAGCGAUGGAGAAGUACCUCUCGAACGCAGGAGUGCAAAUGUUGCUAGCGCUCAUGCCAUUCGAAGUGGACGUGUUUUUCGCUAUCAGUGGACUUCUACUAACAGUGCACUUCAUCAAAUAUACCGAAGGAAAGCGAUUCAGCAUCAAACCAUUCUGGAUGGGAGUGGUGAAUCGUUUUAUCCGAUCCUUGCCGGUGUAUGCUUUGGUAAUUCUGUUCAGCACCUCGAUCUUUGAUCGACUUCAGAUCAGUCCAUCGGCGUACACAGUCGUGCCGAUAAUUAGGACGAUAUGCCGGGACAAGUGGUGGACCAAUUUACUGUUCAUCAACAAUUAUUAUCGGCCAGGAGAGCAGUGUCUAAUUCAUACAUGGUACUUGGCGGCUGACAUCCAACUGUUCAUCGUUGGACUGAUGAUUCUUAUGGUGCUCUGGAAAUGCAAUAGUUUACUGCGACCAAUCAUAUAUUUUCUUCUUGUGGUCGGAAUCGCUCUGCCGAUGGCGAACGUGUACUACAACUCAAUGGACGCUAUGAUGCUGGUAAAUCUUAAGGAAAGCGCCUUUGUAAUGUGGUACGAUGAGUGGUUCACGCGAACCUACCAAGCGACGGAAACGCACUGCCUGUGUUACUUUGGUGGGAUGCUAGUGGGGAUCAUCUACCACAAAAUGCAGAACGAUAACCUGCUGUUGGCAAAAUCAAGGCUGUAUAGAAUCCUGCAGUACAUCACGGUACCGAUGCUGGUCUUAUUUUGCCUAUCGGCUCCACUUUUCCUGCUGUUCAACUACAGUAAACCUUCCAUGUGGAUGUCUCUAUAUGCCGGAGUUCAUCGAUUGGUGGUAACUUGCUUCGUGAACGUUGGAUUCUUGCUGCUUAUGUUUGCCCAACCGGGUAGCUUCUUCGGGAAACUUCGGAUGUCUAAUGUGCUGCAGAAUGCAUUCUACCGGGUG